AUGAGUAGGUCAACGGAUGAAAAUUACAAAUACACACUCGAUCAACUUGAAACCAUCAGCAAGUCUUCCAGUGACCUCCCACCUCCCUAUUCGGUCAAUGCGGUCGAGCAGCCGCCACCACUAGAACUACCACAGCUGGAUCUGAGUUCCAAUCUAUCUGCUCCAACUGCUAUCACUCGUGACCAGUGUGUUGCACAUCUCAAGUUUCUGGCUGUGCUCGCAGAUCUGCGAGAUACUAUCUCUAGUGAUGACGGGCUCUUCGAUAUCCACGACGCCGAUGCUGAAAGAUUCCCGAAUGAACUGAAUCAAGCACGGGCUCGUAUUCGCGAAAAGCGCUGGGCGGUAUAUACAGCCCGUGCAGUUGACCGAUAUACCAAGUGGUGGUCUCAUGGGCUCCCCAGAUCAAGGCCAAUGGCAACUAUUAAUGACUUGGAGUCUAACGACUAUGAAAACAUUAUCAAUUGUGGUACUAUUGUUGCAUGGAGCACGGAAAACCUACCCCCGCUGGAUAUUCUGAUGGUCUGGCAUGCUCAUAUGUUGAAUCCCCGGAACUUCCUGGAGGAUUGCAUUCGAUACGGCAGGAUGAGCACCUGGGCAACAGGAUUUCCAUGGGAAGCGAUAGAUCGCUGCAUCAACAACCAAAGGAUGGAGUAUACAGUUUCCGAACGAGCCCAGCAGCUGUUCGAGGAGAAACUGGACUUCAAGUGGAACAAUCUACACGACCCGCCGACCAAGCAUGUCAAAUGCCCCUGCUGUGGAUGGGCGAACGCUGUCCCGUGGACAGAAGCUCGCUUUGGGGGAACUGUUGCCUACGCCUUCAAAUUUAGCAGUGGCUAUGCCGAUCAUUCAUUUGAGGUGAAGUGCUUCAGCUGUGAACGCAUAAUCGACCAUGGCCGGCUCAAGGUGGCAAAGUUUCGAAAAGACCUCGAAGGAACUCUCUACAAAGACCUCCCUAUGCCCGGGUCAUUCACCAAUCUUUAUGGAAUGCCAGAGGGGGGUGCAACUGCUAAGGCUGAUCCUCGGGCCCUCCGGGACAUGAUAUUCCCCACCCGAGUCGUCCAGGCUGGCAGAAAGGACUUGUUGCACCUCACUGAUGGUCGAUUGGAUCUGUGUCAGAAUGUCACCCAGCUGAAGCAGCAACUCGAGACCCAGCUAGGUAACGCAAAUCUUUUGUGGAAAGCACAUGGUGUCUACCUUAGAAACCUUCAGUAUGAGGAGAAGAUCCAAUUCCGAAGAAUGAUGUCUCGAUACUGGGAGAACCUCGGUCCCUUCGCGGUAGAUCUUGUGGGCGCCGUUAUCAGACAAGGCACCUUCGUGGAUAAAAUGGACAAAAUCGACUGGCUACACUCACCGACCGUCUUCGACACCAUGGACCGACUGAUCAGAAAGUAUGCAGUGUUCUUCCGGAUCAUGAUUGAAAGGCCAGAUAAGAUGGCCGUGCCCACUCUGGAUGUCGACCUAGCCUGGCACACACACCAACUUAGCCCAUCACGGUACUACAAAUACAGCACGUCGAAGGUAACCUAUCGUGGUAUUCGGAUGUUCAUCGACCACGACGACAAAGUCGACGAAGGCAAACUCUCCGACGGCUUCGCCUGGACCAGCAAAAUGUACCGCCGUCUCACCGACGGCGGCAUAUACAGCGAAUGCACCUGCUGGUACUGCGAGGCAACACGAGCACCAGACCUAUACGACCGGUUGAUCACCGUUGGCUCGGCCUCCCGCGCCCGAGUCGCUGCAGACCUCUUGCACGAUCGUCCCGAUAUCUCGUCCGAUCCAAACAAGAACCCACAUAUCUCUUCGCACAACGCGGUCCGGCCGACGAACAUGUACCACCGGUCUGAGUGGCAUAACUCUAUACAACGUAGUAACCACGAAAAGGCUAUGCGGCGUGCUGAGAAGCGCCGUCAACGAUCCGGCUCCAAAUCUGCUAAUAAUCAGGCCGACGCUUCUGCUGCAUACUACAUGCCUUAUGCAUAUGGAUAUCCCAUUGUCGUGCCAUUCUAUGCACCGUAUAUGAUGGACCCAUCCAUCAACUGUGAUUCGUACGCGAGUAACCCUGCCUGCAUGAAUUUCACUGAAGGUGCCCAUGGAAACUGUUGUGCCGGCACAUGUGAAGCAUUGAGUGAAACUGAUUUGUCAAAAGGUGGUGCCGUAGCUGCAGGUGGCUGCGCAGGAGACAGUGGUAGUGGAGGAUGUGGUGGAUCAGGUGGCGGCUGCGGAGGAUCCAGUGGUGGUGGUGGUUGCGGCGGCGGUGGUGGUGGAGAUGGAGGUGGAGGAGGAGGAGGAGGCUGUGGUGGAGGUGGUAGCUGA
Penicillium verrucosum is the source of this 2313-nucleotide messenger RNA. RefSeq lists its product as uncharacterized. Gene Ontology annotation, biological process: biosynthetic process. The transcript is spliced from 6 exons. Lineage: Eukaryota; Fungi; Ascomycota; Eurotiomycetes; Eurotiales; Aspergillaceae. The coding region runs from base 1 to 2313 and encodes 770 amino acids. The record is from RefSeq and is a predicted model, not a curated record. Gene Ontology annotation, molecular function: oxidoreductase activity; iron ion binding.